UAAAAUGAAAAAAAGAAUUACUUUAUCCACCUCCAAAGUGAGUUAGUAGUUGAUACUAACCAUAUAUAGCCACACUCCUCAGCUACUCUGAUCAAAACAAGGGGACAUCUUUGUUUGUGAUGAGCAUGAACAUGAACAUGGCUCUGUUUCUGAUGUUCCUUGUUCUGCACAUAGCUUGGCUUGUAGCAUCAUCGGAUCUCCGAGCUGGCUUUUACUCAAAAACAUGUCCAAAAGCGGAAGUCAUAGUCCGAGAUGUGAUGAAGAAAGCCCUUAUGAGGGAAGCCAGAAGUGUUGCCUCUGUCAUGCGCUUCCAGUUCCAUGAUUGCUUUGUGAAUGGGUGUGAUGGGUCUAUGUUGCUUGAUGACACAGCAACGAUGCUUGGGGAGAAAAUGGCCCUCUCAAAUAUAAAUUCGCUGAGAUCAUAUAAAGUUGUUGAUCAAGUCAAGCAAGCGCUCGAGAAGGACUGCCCAGGAGUGGUUUCCUGUGCUGACAUCAUAAUCAUGGCUUCCAGAGAUGCUGUCGCUCUGACAGGUGGACCCGAGUGGGAGGUGAGGUUGGGAAGAUUGGACAGCUUGAGUGCGAGUCAAGAAGACUCAAACAACAUCAUGCCGAGCCCAAGAGCCAACGCAAGCUCUCUUAUUGAUCUCUUCCAGAAAUAUAACCUCAGCGUGAAAGACCUUGUAGCACUCUCAGGAUCUCACUCUAUUGGCCAAGGUCGUUGUUUCUCCAUCAUGUUUAGGCUAUACAAUCAAUCUGGAACUGGAAGGCCUGAUCCUGCCAUUGAUCCUAGCUAUAGGCAAGAGCUUAACAGGAUAUGUCCACUGGAUGUUGACCAAAAUGUCACUGGGAACCUUGAUUCCACGCCUCUCGUCUUUGAUAACCAAUAUUUCAAGGAUUUGGUUGCUGGGAGGGGCUUUCUCAACUCUGAUCAAACACUCUUCACAUCCCCUCACACAAGGGAGUUUGUGAGGUUAUUUAGUAGACGCCAAACUGAGUUUUUCAAAGCAUUUGUCGAAGGAAUGUUGAAGAUGGGUGACUUGCAGUCUGGUCGUCCUGGGGAAGUUAGGACUAAUUGCCGGUUCGUCAACGCUCGCCCGGCUAAUUUGCUGCUUCAGUCUCCACGCGACAUGGAGAGUAACGAUAAAUAAAAAUAAGUGCAUGUCUCUUCAGAUUAUAUGUUAUCCAACUAUGAAACAAAAUAUUUCACUUCCAAAUUCAGAACAACUAUGUUAUCAACAGAAUCGUAUUUGAAAAAUUGAAUGCAGCUAUUUCACUUCCAAA
Glycine soja is the source of this 1281-nucleotide messenger RNA. Its product is annotated as peroxidase 17-like. The transcript is spliced from 3 exons. Gene Ontology annotation, biological process: hydrogen peroxide catabolic process; response to oxidative stress. Gene Ontology annotation, molecular function: peroxidase activity; heme binding. Bases 120 to 1148 code for a protein of 342 amino acids. The record is from RefSeq and is a predicted model, not a curated record. Lineage: Eukaryota; Viridiplantae; Streptophyta; Magnoliopsida; Fabales; Fabaceae.